This is a messenger RNA of Dunckerocampus dactyliophorus (ringed pipefish), 2396 nucleotides long. RefSeq names its product YTH N6-methyladenosine RNA binding protein C1 (gene ythdc1). The record is from RefSeq and is a predicted model, not a curated record. The coding region runs from base 183 to 2207 and encodes 674 amino acids. The transcript is spliced from 16 exons. Gene Ontology annotation, molecular function: N6-methyladenosine-containing RNA reader activity; mRNA binding. Gene Ontology annotation, biological process: regulation of alternative mRNA splicing, via spliceosome; mRNA splicing, via spliceosome. Gene Ontology annotation, cellular component: nucleoplasm. NCBI's taxonomy places the organism in Eukaryota, Metazoa, Chordata, Actinopteri, Syngnathiformes, Syngnathidae.
UCGCCAUUUUAACGGAAGUCCCCAGCAGACCAACUUCCGGUACAAACACACGUCUGCUCUCUUUCCGUAGCUCUCAGUCCAUUAUUAAGAUUUUUCAAUUGUUCAUAUCGAUCAGAACAAAUUCGUGUCGGUACCGGUAACGGAGUUGGACGCACGAAACGUCUGACCGUGAAUGACCGAAGAUGGCGGCCGACCGCCGCGAGGACAAAGAUGGUGAGCUCAACGUUCUGGAAGAUAUUUUGACUGAAGCUCCAGAUCACGAUGAUGAGCUUUAUAACCCUGAAACUGAGCGACAUAUCACAGACAAGAAAGGAGCAAAACGUAAGGGGGAACAUUCAGAGGGCCACGAUCGAAAGAGGCCGCGGACCUCUUCCAGCCAUACCUCCUCCAGGUCGUCCAUCACCAACAAGAGAGGCUCAGGAGCUCCUCUCUCGUCUUCCUCCUCCAAGAGGGCAGCAAGCAGUCCACACAGACGUCACGGCGGCAGUAGCUACCGUGGCGACUACUAUGAGGAGCGAAAGAGCCGCAGAGGAGCACGAGAUGCCACCAGGAGCCGAGGAGGCGAGGCUGCUCGACGUCGAGACUCUCCCAGAGACCUGGAAGGUGUCAACCAGAAGCCACUGCGUGACGAGCGUCAGACAAGCCCCUCCCACCGUCUGGAGGAUAACCAAUCAGAAGAGGAUGCAGCACCAGAGUAUGGCUCAGAGCAACGGUCGGGAAGCUCCUCCCCCGCUGCCUCUCAUGAAGAAGAAGAACAAGAAGAGGAUGAAGAAGAAGAGGGUGAGGACGAGGAGGAUGACGACGAGGAGGAGGAAGAGGAGGAAGAUGAGGAAGGAGAGAAGGAUGAGGAAGAUGAGGAGGAGGAAGAGGAGUACGAACGGCGUGGCGAGGGUAAUGACUACGAUACUCGCAGCGAGGCGGGUGAUUCUCGCUCUGCCUCCUCCAUCAGUUUUUCCGACGAUGGCGAGUCAGCACACUCUGCCUCGGCCUCUGACGCCUCAGGUUCAGAGAAGAAACGGGAGAAGCUGUCCUCAUCAGUGCGAGCUGUCCGCAAAGGGAUGGAAAAUCCAACCGCUAGCCUUCGUUACAUCCUGCAGGACGCUCGCUUCUUCCUCAUCAAGAGUAACAACCAUGAGAAUGUCUCUCUGGCUAAAGCUAAAGGCGUUUGGUCCACUCUGCCUGUCAACGAGAAGAAACUCAAUGCAGCUUUCCGCUCGGUUCGCAGCGUCAUCCUGGUUUUUUCUGUGCGGGAGAGUGGCAAAUUCCAAGGUUUUGCUCGCUUGGCUUCAGAGUCUCAACAUGGCGGCUCUCCGAUUCACUGGGUUCUUCCUGCUGGCAUGAAUGCCAAGAUGCUGGGUGGAGUCUUUAAGAUCGACUGGCUGUGCAGACGAGAGCUUCCGUUCACAAAGACAACACAACUUUCAAAUCCCUGGAAUGAACACAAGCCAGUCAAGAUUGGCCGUGAUGGACAGGAAAUACAGCCGGACGUCGGCGCUCAGCUCUGUUUGCUGUUCCCGUUGGAUGAAAGCGUGGAUAUCCACCAGGUGGCUAGCCGUGUUCGUCACAAGCGCCGGACUCCAUCUGCAACGCGGCCUCGUGGCCGACCACCGCUGCGUGAACCGGGAAGGCGUCGUCUUGAAGAAUACGACCUACAUGGCAGGAAGCGACCUCGAGUCGAGUGUCCAGACUUCAACCAGCGAUCAGGGUUCGUCCAGGACCUGAGAAACCAGCCAGUGGACAGGCGUUUCUCAAACGUGCGACGGGACGUUUUCCUCAAUGGGUCUUACGACUACAUGAGGGAUUAUCAUCAUAAUGUUGGACCGCCGCCUCCUUGGCAGACUUUGGUGACGUACCCCGGUGUGGAGCAGGCGCCCAACCACCACCCUCCUUACUACCAUCACAGCCAUCCGCCGCCCCCUCCUCAUCAGGCAUACCACCACCACCCCAUGCCCCCGCACGAGGCUCCGCCCCCUCGCUUCAGAGACAAACAGCGAGUUGUGCCACCGCAUCGCGCCUUUGCUUCCAGCCCACACGACUACGACAUGCGUGUGGACGACUUCCUGCGGCGGACGCAGGCGGUGGUGAGCAGUCGGCGAGAACGAGAACGAGAGCGGCAGCGUGACCGUGAGCGGGCUGGACCUCGCCGGGAGCGAGAGCGUGGCAGGGACCGAGACAGGGACAAAGAGAGGGCGCGCUACCAUAGAUGAUUUCCUGUCCCAGCCAAUGUUUUUGUUUGUUGUUAAAAAGAAGACAACAGCAUCAAAUAGAAAAUGCUAUUUUUCAUCUGGAAAAUGUGAAAAAAGUGAUGUUAUUGUAAGUUGACUUCCCACAAACCUCUCUGCUCUGCUCUUCAGCAAACACUUUUGUCAGUAUUUCACCCAAAUUUUAUUGUCAAA